AGAGAGGAACGUCUAAUAGAGAAGUUCAUGAACAUGGUAACAUUCUGACAGUGUUUGUGGUUUUGAUAGGAAAACUGUGACAAAGGUUUAACCCUGUAGUGUGUCUGUUAGAGCAAAACACAACCCCCACACCGUUGUGUCGUGCAGUCAGGCAGGACAACUGGACUGGACUCUGGCAUGUCUAUCUUUGUGAUACUGGGACUGCUGGUCUGCAUAGAGGCACAAGAGUCCAGUGCUGAGACUCCUGUGUUUGUGAAGAAGGGAGAGGAUGUGCUUCUGAAUGUCACAAUGGCUGAUGAUCCUGAAGAUGAUACUGUUGCCUGGAAAUUCAAUAAAACAGUUAAUUUAGUACGAUUUUUACCUGGUAUAGGACCAAAAGUCUCUGAUGAUUACUCUGAAAGGAUUGAGUUGCUUGAGAACUACUGUGUGAAAUUGAAGAAUCUACAAGAGGCAGACAGUGGAGUUUAUACUGCAUUAGUGUUUGGGGAUAAAGAAAAACAAAUAACUGGAUACAAGGUCACAGUUCAAGAUCCAGUGUCUCCAGUUAAACUGUCAGUGGACUCUGUGUCUAACAGCUCAGACUGGUGUAACCUGACAGUGAGCUGCAGAGCACAGGACUCUCACAUUAACAGCACCUUUAGAUGUGAGACCCACACCUGCAGUCAGGAGGGAGGAGAGAGACCACAGGUCACACCCUCUGCUGCUGCUCUCCAUGUCUACCUGUCCAAUGGCUCCAUCAUCUGUACCCAUAGCAACCAUGUCAGCUGGAAAAAGGACACAAUUAAAAAUGUCUGCUCCCGACUUGCUGGUCCAGAGAGUGUCUCUGCUGGUGUCUCUGUGUGCCUGCUGAAGACAGCCGUGUUGUCCGUCGGUCUGAUCAUCAUGGUGGCUGCUGUCAUCACUGUUCACCUCAUGGAGAAGCUCAAGAAGCACGAAUAAAAACUCCAAGUUAAAGAGGGACGUUGUACAUUCCUCCCACUGAUGUCAUGCUGUUCCACUGAUUGACAGUAGGUGGCAGGAACACUCCAGGAAAUGCACCAACAAAGGAGAGGAGGUAGAAUGCUGCAAGCCAGAAAACGUGGAUGCAAACAAUGUAAGAUUUAAAAAUAUUUGAACAAAAUCUUUGGAAAAUGUAUUUCAACUACAUUUUUAAAGAUUAAAUGAUACUUUAAAUGCAAUUUCACAAGUAUAACUGAAUGUAAAUAUUGUUUAUUUCCAAGAAAACUCCACAGGCACCUUUUAAGCAAAUGCUGAUGAUACUAGAUUAUCCAUUGAUUAUACCCAAUAAUCACUGUGCUCACUUUGUAAAUAAAAUGAUUGUACAGAGAUGAAGAUACAAGAGCCUUGAUGUAACCCUGAAUGUUAUUAACAAUGUUUUAACAAUAUAUAUGUAUGUUUAUAUGUACACACAUACAGUAUGUUAUUAUAUUUGUUCAUCUCUGCGUGAAUACAGUUUCUGCUACAUGCACCAUUAUCCGAGAUUCAUUAAAUAUAUACUCAUCUUAUAUUUUGUGGUGAUUUUGUGAAUUCAUGGAAAGAUCAUGGCCACUGACUCCCAUUUAAAUACGUGAACAAAAUUUGGGAAAAUAUGAAUCCCAACACAUUUGUAAAGCUUCAAGGUUUUUUACAAUGCAAUUUGGUGAGUACAACAUCUUGUAAAUAUUAUUUCUUUCUGAGAAAACUCUACAGGGCACCUUUAUUACAAAUGC
Molecule: messenger RNA, 1709 nt
Organism: Perca fluviatilis (European perch)
Lineage: Eukaryota; Metazoa; Chordata; Actinopteri; Perciformes; Percidae
Exons: 5
Coding region: 178-939 (253 amino acids)
Source: RefSeq, a predicted model, not a curated record